Strongyloides ratti is the source of this 1521-nucleotide messenger RNA. Its product is annotated as Quinolinate phosphoribosyl transferase,C-terminal domain and Nicotinamide phosphoribosyl transferase family-containing protein. The record is from RefSeq and is a predicted model, not a curated record. Gene Ontology annotation, molecular function: nicotinamide phosphoribosyltransferase activity. NCBI's taxonomy places the organism in Eukaryota, Metazoa, Nematoda, Chromadorea, Rhabditida, Strongyloididae. The coding region runs from base 1 to 1521 and encodes 506 amino acids. Gene Ontology annotation, biological process: NAD+ biosynthetic process. The transcript has 3 exons.
AUGGAUUGUGGUCCUGUUGAAAAUAUUUUAUAUCUAGCAGACUCAUAUAAAGCUACACAUCAUGCUCAAUAUCCUGAUAAUACAACAUCAAUAUAUAGUUACUUUGAAAGUAGAGGAGGAAAAUUUGAAAAAACUGUUUUUUUUGGACUUCAAUAUUUUAUUAAAAGAUAUCUUUGUGGAAGAGUAGUUAAUAAACAGAUGAUUGAAGAAGCAACAGAAUUUUAUCAUUGUCAUUUUGGUGGUAUGAAUUAUUUUAAUAAAGAAGGAUGGGAAUAUAUUGUUGAUAAACAUAGAGGUUGCCUACCAAUAAAAAUUAAAGCUGUUCCAGAAGGAACAGUUGUUGAUGUUAAAAAUGUUCUUUUUACUGUUGAAAAUACUGAUCCUAAUGUUCCAUGGUUAACAUCAUGGCUUGAAACAUUACUUGUUCAAGUUUGGUAUCCAAUGACUGUAGCAACUAAUUCAAGAGAACAAAAAAGAAUUAUAGCUGAAUAUCUUCUUAGUACUAGUGAUAGUUUAGAUGGUCUUCCAUUUAAAUUGCAUGAUUUUGGAUAUCGUGGAGCUUCAUCUGUUGAAACAGCCGCAAUUGGUUCUGCCUCUCAUUUAGUUAAUUUUACAGGAACUGAUACAGUUGCUGGUUUACAACUUCUUAGAAAAUAUUAUUCUUCACCAAUGGCAGGUUAUUCUAUUCCAGCUGCUGAGCAUUCAACAAUUAUUUCUUGGAAAAAAAGUGGCGAGGCUAAUGCCUAUAAACAUAUAUUAGAAAAAUUUCCAGUUGGUUUAAUAUCAGUAGUUUCAGAUUCAUAUGACGUAUAUGACGCUGUCGCAAAUAUAUGGGGUGAAGAAUUAAAAGAUUUAGUUAUGGAAAGAAAUGGAAAAGGUUGUAUUAUCAUACGACCUGAUUCAGGAGAUCCAUGUAUUGUUGUUUUAAAAGUUUUAAAUUUAUUAGCAGAAAAAUUUCCAAUUUCUAUAAAUUCAAGAGGAUAUCGUGUAUUACCAUCUUAUUUAAGAAUAAUGCAAGGUGAUGGUAUUUCUUAUGAAACAAUUGGUGGAAUACUUGAAGCUUUAAAACAAGAUGGUUGGUCAGCAGAAAAUAUUUCAUUUGGUACUGGUGGUGCUUUACUUCAAAGAUUAGAUAGAGAUACACAAAAAUGUGCCUUUAAAUGUUCUUCUGUAACUGUUAAUGGAAAAAAUAUGGAUGUUUUUAAAAAUCCUUCAACAGAUUCUACAAAAAGAUCAAAAAAAGGAAGGUUAACAUUAGAAAAGAAAGAAGAUGGAACAUUCGUAACAAUGCAAGAAGGUUUAGGUGAUGACAAAAAAGAUUUACUUUUAACAGUUUUUGAAAAUGGUAAGUUAACAGUUGAUUAUACUUUAGAUGAAAUACGACAAAGAGCUGAAUUAAUUUGUGUCAAAGAAUUUUAUCGUAAUCGUCAGGAAAAUAAUAAUAUUGGAAAUGGAACUUUAAAUACAAAUGAAUUAUCUUUAUCAUCAAACUUUAGAAACACUUUGAAUGCACGAGGAUAA